AAGCAUUCUCAUAUAAAAAGCAACAUGUAUUGUUUCUGAAAAGACUUCUUCAUCAGACACCCUACUAUUUCAUAGGAUAAAUUAUUGGGAGACUGCACUGAAUCAACAUUUUGAAGAUAAAAAAUGUCGAUCUGAACAACAAACAUGGCUCCAAAAGAGGGUGGUGCAAUUCUGUUGCUAUUAACUGUUACCUUGGUCAAUGGACUUGGAUAUUAUAGAUAUAAUAAUGCACACAGUCCCAAUGGUCAGCGAAACAUAGAUCGAAGUUCUGAAAGCUCGGAAGAAAAUCGAGUGUCUACUUUCUCUGUCCCCAGAGUCAGAUGGUACCGAGGACCAGCAGGUCCACCAGGACAACGUGGUCCACCAGGCCCACCAGGAUACCCAGGAAAACCAGGUGUUGGAGCUCCAGGACCACCAGGUCAUCCAGGGCAGCCAGGUUCACAGGGGCUACCAGGCAUAGGGAAGCAAGGUAUUCCAGGAGCACCAGGAAAGUCAGGUGAAAGAGGGUACCCUGGACCAAAAGGGAGCAUGGGACCUCCUGGCAUGCAAGGACAGAAAGGCUUACCAGGUCCAAGAGGAUUUCCAGGGCCAAAUGGAUUGUCCAUUCCUGGUAAACCGGGUGCACAAGGGCCGCCAGGUGCUUCAGGACCAUUAGGUCCGCCUGGGAAAAAAGGAGAACCAGGGUACCCUGGUCCAAUUGGUGCAAAAGGAGAAAAAGGAGUUGGAAUACCAGGGCGUGCAGGUGAAAGGGGCCCUCCUGGACCACCAGGACCACAAGGAGUUCGUGGUGAAACAGGAUACGGAAAACCAGGAGCCCCAGGCCUUCCUGGCAAGCCAGGAGAAAAAGGUGAAAAAGGCUUAGCAGGUUCACCUGGAUACUCUGGUGCACCAGGUCAAAGAGGCCCACCUGGGCUACCUGGACCACCAGGUAUUGGAAAGCCUGGAGUGGAUGGCACACCAGGGUUACCAGGACCUCCUGGACCCCAGGGUCCCUCUGGUUCCCAAGGCUCACCAGGUGAACCUGGACUUCCUGGUUUUGGGAGACCAGGCCCACCAGGACUUAAAGGGGACACAGGUUCACCAGGCCCUGCCGGAUAUCCUGGAAGAAAAGGAGAAAAAGGUGCCCCAGGUAAUCCGGGAGCUUCUGGACUUUUAGGACCAUCAGGUCCACCUGGGCCUCAAGGUCUACGAGGAGCACCCGGUGUACCCGGUACACCAGGAGCUAAAGGGGAACCGGGCUCAGCAGGUGCUCAAGGAUAUCAAGGACUAAAGGGUGAGAUGGGUCCUGGGGGUGCCCCAGGUAAAUCAGGAAUUCCAGGAGAACCUGGUCUGCCCGGGCCAGAAGGUCCAAGGGGACCUCCUGGCCAAAAAGGUGCCAUUGGACCCAUUGGGCCACCUGGCAAAACAGGUGAAACUGGUUCUCCAGGUCCUCCAGGGCCACCAGGAUUCUCAGGUGAGGUUGGAUUGAAUGGACCCCCUGGAUCUCCUGGUCCAAGAGGCCUGCCUGGUUACCCAGGACCUCCAGGAUUCCCUGGAGAAAAAGGAGAUCCAGGACCUUCAGGGCCACCAGGACCACCAGGUCUUUCUUCCAGCUUCCAUGAGAAGUUACCUCAAGGACUACCAGGCCCUCCAGGCCCAGAAGGUCCACCAGGUCCACCUGGGCCCCCUGGUGCACCAGGGCCUCCAGGGGAAAGUGCACAACCAGGAAAGUACGGGGGCUACAAUGGUCACAUCGUGCCUGGAGUCACAAAUUCAUAUCCAGCUUUUACGGCCAUUCUUUCAGAAUCCUUUCCAGCAGCCCGACAACCUAUAGCAUUUGACAAAGUACUCGCCAAUCAAAAUAAUGAUUAUGAUCCUUCAACUGGAAUAUUUACAUGUAAAAUGCCAGGUAUCUAUCAAUUUACUUACCAUUUACAAGUCAAAGGAGGAAAUGUUUGGGUUGGACUGUUCAAAAACAAUGAACCUAUAAUGUACACAUAUGAUGACUAUACAGAAGGUUACGUUGAUCAAGCCUCAGGAAGUUCUAUAAUACACUUACGUGAAAAUGACCAAGUUUAUGUUGAGUUACCUUCAGUUGAGUCCAAUGGCUUAUAUUCUUCUGAUUAUAUGCAUUCAUCCUUCUCAGGAUUUUUAAUUAGUCAAACUAUUUGAUGCACAUCAAUCAUACUAGCAAUUCCCCCAACCACCCGCCAUCACCCACAACCAUCCCACCUCCAAUGUAGUGGCGAGUUGUUUACACAUGCUCGCGGAGUCCUGGCAAUUCACACAGAAUACUUUAAAAAGGCUUCACGACUAAAAUGUUUUGGGUCUCUUGCAGGACCCCAUAGGGGAACAUGGCACAUUUUCCACCCACCAUCUACCCAGGCUGGGCUCUGGUUGAAACUCAUUUCCAAAGUGCUUUAUCGAAGUGUCACAUUACUAUCUCUGGCGAAAUGGCAGUAAGGUUUCUCACUGUGUUCGAGAAAGUUCAUGGAAAAUACAUUGCAAAAUACAUAUCUAUUGCCCACUGUUUCAAAGGAGAUUUAGUGUCAUUCACUCACCUCCAUCCUACCAAAGAAAGACAGUGGAGAAUUACGAUUAUUUCAAAUAACUUAGUUAUAAUGUAUUUCUUCAAGAGAUAAUAAUGAUCUAUCACAUAAUGGUUUACUUGACUAACUGAUCAAUGGUUAAUUUCAUCCAUGUCAACAUCAAGCAUCCAUAUCUCUUCAGACGGAACCUAGAGGUAUUUUCCAAAUAAUUAAAACCUGCAGCCAUUUCUCAUGGCAGCAAAAUAAGAGAACCCAUUGUGUCACAGUGAAUUAGCUUUAAAGCAGCAAGUGCAAGUUUUGAGAAAUAUACUGUCAAAAAAUUGGACAAACUGGAUUUUUCACUUUAUGUUGUCUUAAACUGAAAUAUCACAAUAUAAAUGCAAUUUUUAAAAAAAACUCGUACUUUUCUGUUUUCCACACAGCCAAUCUCAAAGCCAGUCUGCUUGACACCAAUAAUUAUCUUAAAGAUUUGACAAAUUCUACAAUUAAUUAUUCCACAAUUAAAUCACAGAGAGGUGCUUUGGAUAAGAGAGAUCCUUGUCCAUUUCCAAAAUAACAGGAAUCAACUGGCAAUAUUGUACAGCAAACUAUGUUGAACCUUUUUUUAUAAACUCGAGGCCUUACCGUCAAAAAAUAAAGUAUUAGAAACUGUAUCCAAAUGCAUUAAUAGCCACAAAGCAUUUUAUUAUUUCAAAAUGUGUAUAUAAAAUAAAAUUGUUUAUGAUGCUA
Pristis pectinata (smalltooth sawfish) is the source of this 3257-nucleotide messenger RNA. Its product is annotated as collagen alpha-1(X) chain-like. The record is from RefSeq and is a predicted model, not a curated record. NCBI's taxonomy places the organism in Eukaryota, Metazoa, Chordata, Chondrichthyes, Rhinopristiformes, Pristidae. The transcript is spliced from 4 exons. Gene Ontology annotation, molecular function: protein binding. The coding region runs from base 145 to 2151 and encodes 668 amino acids.